Molecule: messenger RNA, 918 nt
Organism: Wyeomyia smithii (pitcher-plant mosquito)
Lineage: Eukaryota; Metazoa; Arthropoda; Insecta; Diptera; Culicidae
Gene: Pcd
Product: putative pterin-4-alpha-carbinolamine dehydratase
Exons: 3
Coding region: 279-854 (191 amino acids)
Biological process (GO): tetrahydrobiopterin biosynthetic process
Molecular function (GO): 4-alpha-hydroxytetrahydrobiopterin dehydratase activity
Source: RefSeq, a predicted model, not a curated record
AAUUAAAGCUCUCCCUCUAGUAUAUAUUCCAUAUAUUCUGAACGUGUUUUGUUGUCUGUAUAUAAAUACUGCAUCUAAUUUAAAUUAUAUCUAAGAACACCUGCCGGGUUAUAUUUUUUCUAUAGAGUGGUGUGAGAUUUUCGGAAAUAAUAUAGAAGAAGCUUUUCCGUGCAGAGUCAAGUUACGUUUAGCUGCGGUUUAGCUACGAAAAUCAACUGUGCAACAUUGUUUAUAGCCAAAGGGGGUGGGAGGAAAAAUCUCAGCAUCCACUCGCAGCGAUGAUAACCACGGUGGAGCGAAUGGGGAGCAACUGGAGGCGUAUUGGCAGCGCAACACUAACACUAAAAUCGAAGUCGGCAAGCACGAAUAGCUACAGCUACCGCCAUUAUCAUCUGUCGGUUCAAUGCAGUUCAUGUGUUAGUUGCAGAUUAUUGUCUCCCGCGGUACGAUCACUUGCGAUCACGACACGUCGUCAUUACAGUGCUAGCAACAGUACUUCCCAGUUGGAGUUUUCAAAAGUGAAAGGCUCACAAGCACCGAAGAAACGCAAAAUGGUUGCCAAACUAACCGAAGAACAACGCAAGGAACUUUUGCAACCGCUGCUGGCUGCCGGUUGGAGCAUGGUGAAAGACCGAGAUGCUAUAUACAAGGAAUAUCUGUUUAAAAACUUCAAUGAAGCGUUCGGCUUCAUGACUCGUGUGGCACUAAUGGCGGACAAAAUGGAUCACCACCCGGAAUGGUUCAACGUGUACAACAAAGUGCAGGUCACUUUAGCCACCCAUGAUUGUGGUGGUCUUAGCGAACGAGACAUCAAAUUAGGCAAGUUCUUGGAAGAAGCUUCAAGCAAAUUUUGAAAUUUAUACUCUUAAUUUACCUUGUUUAGAUUUAAUACAAUCAAUAAAACCACUACAACUACAA